AUGACAAGUCUCAAUAGCCCCACCAUCACCCGUCUCAUCGGACUCGGAGUCAGACGCUGGGCGCCCUCCUGUGCCCAGGCACUACACCGACAGAAACGUGAGCCAUCCUUGCUUGUCCCUCCCAGGCAACGUCUAACACCGCCCUGGCAGUACAUUCGUGGAAAGCACCUCGAUAAUUGGACCACCUGCUCCACCAUCAUAGUCGACUGGACCGACAGGGACCGACAGAUCAUGACCUCGCACCUCGCCAGACACGAGCUUCAUAAGGGAGAUUUGAAGGCGGCAUACAUCGGCAAACUUAUGAACCGGUUGGGACUCUCUCAGUACGCCAAACUCGAUACUUCAUUGAUGUACCAGUCAACAUGCAUCAACAAGCUCCAAAGCGCACUCGAAUGCCGUCUCAGGGCGCUCGACAAAGCUGGCCAUGUAUCGGCCACUUUCGUCCUUCCCUACCUGGCCAAGUGGAAGUGGUACACCCGAGCUUGGGGCAGCGAUGACUGGAAUGGCGACAUGACUCCUCCUCCCAGGUCCAACACUACCACAUCCAUAUCGACCUUUUGCACGGCGGCCUCUCCGACUCCUAUCCUGGACAAACCCCCCCCAUACUUUCCCAUUCUCCCCUUGACAACAGACGUCAUAUCACAUAUACCAGAGGAGCAGAAUGUUGUCAUGAAAGGUGUUCAGGACAUACUUCAGUCCGGCCUCACUCAACAGCAGCGUGCCGAACAUGAAGAGGCGUUACCACAACAGCUUCAACGUGAGGUUCAGUAA
Messenger RNA from Fusarium falciforme, 771 nucleotides. RefSeq lists its product as hypothetical. The record is from RefSeq and is a predicted model, not a curated record. The transcript has a single exon. NCBI's taxonomy places the organism in Eukaryota, Fungi, Ascomycota, Sordariomycetes, Hypocreales, Nectriaceae. Bases 1 to 771 code for a protein of 256 amino acids.